This is a messenger RNA of Odocoileus virginianus texanus, 2483 nucleotides long. It is a transcript of the gene KRT80, whose product is annotated as keratin 80. The record is from RefSeq and is a predicted model, not a curated record. Gene Ontology annotation, cellular component: keratin filament. Gene Ontology annotation, biological process: intermediate filament organization; keratinization. NCBI's taxonomy places the organism in Eukaryota, Metazoa, Chordata, Mammalia, Artiodactyla, Cervidae. Gene Ontology annotation, molecular function: structural constituent of skin epidermis.
UUCCUUGUUGAAUCUGUCCUUCCUCUGGCUACCUCCCCACCCCCAGCCAGCCAGCCAGCCCAGCCCAGCCCAUUUCCCCUUCCCCUGGAGCCAGGCCAGGCUUGGUUGGGAGACCAAUGACAAUGAACAGCACCCUCAGCCUGGUAGAUUCCUGCCCGGGGAGGAGAUGGGUACAUGGUGCCGGGGGGAGGGGCGGGAGCCGCAUCAUCUAACAGGUUGGUCUGGCUGGGAGGGGAGGCGUCCCGCCCUCGUGGAGCUAAUGAGCACUGUGCGACAGGUGUCUGCUCCUCAGUCCCCAGCCUGCCCUGCCUGCGACGGGAGCAAGCCGCCGCCACCCCGCAAAGGCUCGCUCGCCGGUCCCUGCGCCCUGCGCGCUCCGGGGCCCGGGGGCGGCGAUGGCCUGCCGCUCCUGCGUCGUUGGCUUCAGCAGCCUGAGCAGCUGUGAGGUGACCCCAGCGGGCAGCCCCCGGCCUGCGACCUCCGGAUGGAGCAGCUGCGGGGCCCCCGGGCCGAGCUUCAGCUCCCACAGCCUCACAGGCUGCUGGACAGCCGGCACCGUCCCCAAGGUGACCGUGAACCCCAGCCUGCUGGUUCCCCUGGAUCUCAAGGUGGACCCAGCCAUCCAGCAGCAGAAGAAUAGCGAGAAGGAGGAAAUGAAGGUCCUCAACGAUAAAUUCGCCUCCCUGAUUGGCAAGGUGCAAGCCCUGGAGCAGCGCAACCAGCUGCUGGAGACCCGCUGGCACUUCCUGCAGAGCCAGGACUCGACCACCUUUGACCUUGGGCACCUCUACAAGGAGUACCAAGGCCGGCUGCAGGAGGAGCUGCGCAAAGUGAGCAAGGAGCGGGGCCAGCUCGAGGCCAACCUGCUGCAGGUGCUGGAGAAGGUGGAGGAGUUCCGGAUCAGGUAUGAGGACGAGAUCUCCAAGCGCACGGACAUGGAGUUCACCUUCGUCCAGCUGAAGAAGGACCUGGAUGCAGAAUGUCUUCGACGGACGGAACUGGAGACCAAGUUAAAAGGCCUGCAGAGCUUUGUGGAGCUGAUGAAAAGCAUCUAUGAGCAGGAGCUGAAGGACCUGGCAGCCCAGUUGAAGGAUGUGUCGGUGACCGUGGGUAUGGACAGCCGCUGCCACAUCGACCUGAGCGGCAUCGUGGAGGAAGUGAAGGCCCAAUAUGAUGCCAUCGCGGCUCGCAGCCUGGAGGAGGCCGAGGCGUACUCCCGGAGCCAGCUGGAGGAACGGGCCGCCUGCUCGGCCGAGUUUGGGAACAGCCUCCAGAGCAGCCGCAGUGAGAUCGCUGACCUCAACGUGCGCAUCCAGAAGCUCCGAUCACAGAUCCUCUCCAUCAAGAGCCACUGCCUGAAACUGGAGGAGAAUAUCAAGGUGGCUGAGGAACAGGGUGAGCUGGCCUUUCAGGAUGCCAAGGCCAAGUUAGCCCAGCUGGAGGAGGCCCUGCAGCAGGCCAAGAAGGACAUGGCACGGCAGCUGCGUGAAUACCAGGAGCUCAUGAACACCAAGCUGGCCCUGGACAUCGAGAUCGCCACCUACCGCAAGCUGAUGGAAGGCGAGGAGAGCCGGAUGGACAUGCCCUCAGCCACCGUGGUCAGCGCAGUGCAGGCCAGAUACAGAACAGCCCCUACCCUGCCCCACCCCUUAUGUUCCCUGUAGCUGUCUCCAAGUCCGGCCUCUCAAGAGCUCCCUCUCGGAAAAAGAAGAACAGGAAAGGCCCUGUGAUCAAAAUCACCGAAAUGUCAGAAAAGUUCCUCUCGCAAGAGUCAGAGGUUUCAGAGUAAGGCCGCUGUACUCUGAGCUCCUUACUCAGGAGCCCCAGGUCACUCCCCUGCAGCAGCAAGGACAUAAACUAGAUUCAAGAAAGCAGUUUGGAGCCUCUAGGUUGGGAAGGGAGGCAAACCUGAUCCUGAAUGGAGAAGAGAGUUGAAAACAGUGACUGCUUUUUUGCGGGAAUGGGACAGGACUGUCACCAGCUACUCAAAGUCACUCGGCUCCAUAUCAAUAUCUCACAAUCCACCCUUCCAAUAUCUGGCCAGAGGUCUUCCUGCCGCGGUAAAUUGGAACUGGGGUUUUGCCUCCACCUCUCUGCUCCUCGCACAACAGGGGGCUCUAACCAAGCUGCUUUUGACCCUUCGCCCAACCCUUGCCCUAAACUCACAUCCCAAGUCUUGCCUUGCCUCUGACUAGGAACCAAAGUGAGUGCUGUCACUCCCCUAGCCCCAGCUAGCCUCAAACCAGGGGCUGACAGGGACUACGUGGGCACCCUCCAGUAUCCAGAGUUCCUGGGGAGGCACCUGGCUUUCCUGCACCAGCUGGGGUUCCCGGAGACCUGACAGUAUUAGGGAGUGAGGGGAGGAGGCUCCCUGGGUGUUUGGGACCUAAGCCCAGAACUCUGAGAUCAGCCCAGACACCCAUGCCCCUCCCCUCCUCCUGUGAGUCCCUCCCAGCAGGUCACGGUCAGAACUGGACAGCUGU